AUGGAAGCCCGAGCUCCACACGGCGACAUGGCUCACGAUGCCACGACGGCCGCCAGCACCGACGGUAGCAGCAUGGGAGGCCACGAGAUGGGCAUGAUGGUCGUUUUCCAGAACAUGAUCCAAACGUCCCUUUACAGCGAGGCGUGGACGCCCAACAGCGUCGGCACGUACGCUGCUACGUGCAUCUUCCUCAUCGUGCUCGCCUCCCUGCUCCGCGUCAUGCUCGCCGGCAAGGCCCUCCUAGAGCAGCGCUGGCUCGACCAGGAGCUCAAGCGCCGGUACGUCGUCGUCGCCGACAAGAACACCCUCGGCCAGCAGCUGUCGUCCGACAGCCUCGCCAAGCAGAUGGUCAUCUCGGAGAACGGCCGCGAGGAGAACGUCACUGUCGUGCAGCGAAAACACGGACUCACGAGGCCGUGGCGCUUCUCCGUCGACCCCGUCCGCGCCCUCCUCGACACGGUCAUUGCCGGCGUCGGCUACCUUCUCAUGUUGGCAGUCAUGAGCAUGAAUGUCGGCUACUUCCUGUCUGUCCUCGGUGGCGUCUUCCUCGGCAGUAUUGCCGUCGGUCGCUAUGCCAUUCACAGCGAGCACUAG
Messenger RNA from Verticillium nonalfalfae, 594 nucleotides. RefSeq lists its product as uncharacterized. Lineage: Eukaryota; Fungi; Ascomycota; Sordariomycetes; Glomerellales; Plectosphaerellaceae. The transcript is spliced from 2 exons. Bases 1 to 594 code for a protein of 197 amino acids. Gene Ontology annotation, molecular function: copper ion transmembrane transporter activity. The record is from RefSeq and is a predicted model, not a curated record. Gene Ontology annotation, biological process: intracellular copper ion homeostasis; copper ion transmembrane transport. Gene Ontology annotation, cellular component: plasma membrane.